Daktulosphaira vitifoliae (grape phylloxera) is the source of this 1109-nucleotide messenger RNA. RefSeq names its product N-alpha-acetyltransferase 40 (gene Naa40). Gene Ontology annotation, cellular component: nucleus. The record is from RefSeq and is a predicted model, not a curated record. The coding region runs from base 451 to 1083 and encodes 210 amino acids. NCBI's taxonomy places the organism in Eukaryota, Metazoa, Arthropoda, Insecta, Hemiptera, Phylloxeridae. The transcript has 2 exons. Gene Ontology annotation, molecular function: histone H2A acetyltransferase activity; histone H4 acetyltransferase activity; protein N-terminal-serine acetyltransferase activity.
AAUUAAAAUCAGAAGCCACAGAGAUUACAGAGUUAUUUGGGCUGAAAUCAGUGUAGUUUUUUUAACUCUGCGCAACUUAUAAAUAAUUUUUUAAAAAUAAUCUUUUAUUGUUUUUUACAAUUUUUAUUAAAAAAUAAUAAAUAGUUUUUUUUAAUUACUUAAUUGAAACAGUAAUGGUUCUAAUCUUGAAAGAAAGAAAAAUGUAAUGUAACUUAAGAAAUUUUGUAGAAGAUUCAAUAAAAGUUUUCUAUUGCUAUAAGAAUAUACGCAUUUUUAUUUUUCUAAAACUAUUAUAUGGUAGAGCAGAACAUAAAAUAAAUAUUUGAUGAAGUACAAAAUACCUAUCAAGUUCUGAGUAAUAGAUAAAAAAGUGUCAACAAUUUUAUUGAUGUUACCUUUAAAUUGAGUUACUAUCUUUAUACUGUGGACUAAAUAUUAUUUUCUAUUAUUAUGGAUUAUUCUGACCUAAACAAUACAGAAAAAUAUGCAGACGUUGAAGAAAGGAUUCGUUAUGUUAAGCAAAUAAACCAAUUGUCUGAUCCAACUCAACCUUUCUCUCAUAAAAUGGUAUUUAAUAAACAAUCUCUUGAAUUAAAAAUGAACUUUUUGAAAGCAACUAAUAUCAAAAACUUGGAAAGAGAAGAAAUAUUUCAUUUAUUUAAGAAGAAUAUGAUGGAGUCUUAUAAAAAUUGUCCCUGGGGAUGGCAGGAAAGAAAAAAACGUUCUGAAAUGUUUCAUUGUGAUGCUAGAUAUAUUAUUGUGCGUUAUUUAGCCAAUAAUGAAUUAGCUGCAUUUAUACAUUUUCGUUUUGAUCUUGAAGAUUCAAUUGAAGUGUUAUACUUAUAUGAAAUUCAACUAAAACCUGAAGUUCGUAGCAGAGGAUUAGGAAAAUAUUUAAUGGAAUUAAUUGAAAUUAUAGCAUUCCAUCAUAAUAUGAAGAAAGUUGUUUUGACUGUUCUAAAAAAUGAAGAAAAAGUUGUACAAUUUUACAUGUCACAGAACUAUGAAAUAGAAUCAUAUUCUCCAAAAAAUUCAUUUUAUUAUAUAUUAAGUAAAAGAAAUCAUAGAUUAACAAAUGUUUAACAAAUAAAAUAGUAAAAUAAAUUUAA